UAGAAUUACUCGUCUCCAAUUCCUAACCUACCCAUCAUCUUCAUCCCUGUCCUAUGAAUAGUGAACUCAAACUCCUCUGCAACUCCUCUUUCUCCAUUUUCUCUUCAAAUCUCUCUCUAAACCACUGAAACUUGAACUUCUCUGUUUCUCUCACUUGUCUCUCUCUCUCUCUCUCUCUCCUUUUUCCUCCUUCAGACCCUCCUUUUUGCGGAGGAGCUCGCCAUUUCAGAUCUUUAAAUUGUAAGGAGGAAUAUCAGAGAGAAUGAACAGGUGGGUUUACGAGCAGAACGCCAUGGCUGCUUGCCAAGAGAUGAGGAUGGAAUCUGUGGUUUGUCCAAAGCCACGUCGUUUGGUUCUUCAAACCCCUCCAGAUAACGAUCCCAUCAGAGCUUAUAGAUGGCCCAUCAGCCAUUCCAGGACUGGAAAUUCAAGAGCUGGAGCUGAGUUUCUUGAUAUGAUUCUCACUAAGGAAAGUUAUGGUGAAAAUUUUAGCCACCAAUUAGCAACAUCUCCACCAUCCUUUUGGGGGUCUCCACCAAGUAGAGCUUCCAACCCUUUAGUCCAAGAUGAGCAAUUUGGCAAUGGUAACAAUAUCUACCAACUUUGCGAAGGGCCACCAUCUCCAUCAACUCGUAAAGGAGGAUGCGCCCGAAUGAAAUUCGGGCAUCGACCUGCAGCAGUUCGAAUCGAAGGAUUCGACUGUCUUAACCACGAUUCCCGAAACUGCAGCAUUUCUGCUGUUGCUUAGAGACCAUAUAUAUAACCACAGGAAGGUAGCCUAAGUUUUUGAAGUGGGAGGAGAUUUGAGACAGGGAAUUGAAUUUGAAACUGAAACUGAUGUUUUUCUUUUUUACCUCUUUUUCAUUAGUGUGUAAAGUUGUACAUAGGAGAGUCAAUCAAAUGCAUGAUGGUUGUUCUUGUUGAGUCCUUUUGUUGUUCAUCAAAUCAUCUCAAAGGAGAUAUCUCUGUAAUUAAGGUGACUAAUGAAAUGAUGUUUUGGACUAUAUCUAA
Messenger RNA from Benincasa hispida (wax gourd), 1011 nucleotides. RefSeq lists its product as uncharacterized. Lineage: Eukaryota; Viridiplantae; Streptophyta; Magnoliopsida; Cucurbitales; Cucurbitaceae. The record is from RefSeq and is a predicted model, not a curated record.